Molecule: messenger RNA, 1773 nt
Organism: Oikopleura dioica
Lineage: Eukaryota; Metazoa; Chordata; Appendicularia; Copelata; Oikopleuridae
Source: the annotation of a GenBank genome assembly
AUGGGCGUAAAAAGUUGCUUCCGAAGAUUUUUUAAUGCAGAGAUUUGGAAAUUUAAGGACUCGCUUAUCACUGUCCUAGUCCCUCUUCUUUUCCUCCCCCUGAUCGUCAUCGACGGAGAAGAUGACAUCCCCACGACCGAUGGAUCCGGCGUCGUUUAUAGUUCGAAAAAAGUCGCGCGCUUUGGCUACACCUUAAUUGUCAUGGGAAUUUACUGGAUCACGGAAUGUCUUCCUCUUCCCGUGACAGCGGUUCUGCCUUAUGUUCUCUAUCCUCUUCUCGGCCUCCGAUCAGCUGGAAGCGUUUCGAUCAACUACAUGAAAAACACGAAUUUUCUCCUUUUCGGCGGCCUUAUGGUCGCGAUUUCAAUCGAAACUUCUGAACUUCAUCGGCGUUUGGCGCUUUUGACGCUGAAAAUUGUCGGCUCAAGUCCAAGACGGCUUCUUUUGGGCUUCAUGCUGAUCGGUUGGUUUCUUUCAAUGUGGAUUUCAAAUACAGCCGCAGCGGCGAUGACGAUUCCCAUCGCAAUCGCAGUCAUUGAUGAGCUGAAAAAAACUGAAGAAGACGCCCAAAAAGGAAUUGAAAACGCAUCGUUCGAAGAAGCAGAUAAAAAUGAAAUUGAAGUAGUCGAAGAAACAGAUUUUGACAGAAUCGAAGUAAAGCCAAAACGAUCGAAAAAAUCGUCAAAAGCGGAAAAUAUCGGAAAAGCAAUUCUUCUCGCCAUUCCUUAUGCCUGCUCUGUCGGGGGUACUUCUACUCUCACCGGGACGGCCCCGAAUCUGGUGUUGAACGAGUACUGGGCUGAGCAAUACCCCGAUUCGCCAAUUUCAUUGAGCUAUACUGAGUGGAUGGGCUUUGGCAUUGUCAAUUCCAUCUGCAUCCUCAUCGUCAUGAUUGUCUAUCUCAACGUUUUCUUCAUCGGAAUCAGAUGCGACAGCAACAAGGAAGAGGAAAUAGCCGUCAGUAAAAUGAUCGAGAGAAAAUACAAAGAACUGGGAAAAAUUUCAAUGGAAGAGCUCAUCGUCUUGAUAACGUUCAUUACUUUGGUGAUCAUGUGGUUCUUUCGAUCGCCAGGAUUCAUGAAUGGCUGGACGGUUUUGUUCCCCGAACCCAGCUUCAUUUCCGAUGGUGUUCCUGCCGUCUUUUUCGGGGUCCUACUGUUUCUGUUUCCAGCGGAAAAGAGCGGCUUUUGGAAAUGUCCUCAAGAAGGCCCACCUGCUAGAGCGAUUCAUUCGUGGAAAAGCCUCAAUGAAAAAAUGCACUGGGGAAUUCUCCUCCUCAUCGGCGCCGGCUUUGCCAUGGCCGACGGAUCUGACGCUUCUGGCUUCUCAACUUGGGUCGCGAAGAUCCUGGCCGAUCUCGUUGGCGACCUGGAGAAGUGGGCGAUUGUCCUGGUUGUCACAAUUGUCGCGGCACUCUUCACUGAAAUUUGCUCAAACACGGCCGCGGCUUCGUUGUUUAUUCCAAUCUUAGGAGCUCUUGCGAAGGAGUUAUGCUUGCAUCCGCUAAGCUUGCUGAUGCCUGCUGUUUUGGCCUGUUCCUUGUCCUUUAUGCUUCCAGCCGCGACGCCGCCAAAUGCAAUCGCUUUCGGAUCCGGUCGGUUGAAGGUCACGGACAUGAUCAAAUCGGGCGCAAUGGCGAAUAUCAUCGGAAUCCUCAUUGUUAAUUUGAUCACUGCCAGUUAUGGCGCUGCAUAUUUCGACUUCAACGAUGAAGAUUUUGUCAACUGGGCUAAUUUCACUUCCUGUCCUGGCUAUAAUAAAACUAGAAUUUAA